GUCAGUCGGCUCUAGAGAUUGAUCUGUCCUUAAAUGUUAUAACGGGCCGACCGUAUCGUAGUAGCAAAAUAACUAUAAGCCGGACUGACAGCUGCGCGGACGGUUCAAAGUAUUCGUUGAUCUUUGACGCGGCCGAGUUUGCUUUGUACCGGAGGGGGGCAAAACGAGCCGGAAGUGAAUACGGAAAGAGCAGGUGCAUCCGCGGAUGAAAGUCUCAGGGUGAAAUUUAUCAGGAAGAAACAUUAACACAAGCAGGGCCAGCUCAGAGAAGAUUACGUUGUUUAAUGAGCUCUCAUCAGAAGUGAAUAGAGUGAUGAAUUUGCUCGGCACGUAAUAUCACGCGAGCUAACAACAAGUUCGAUAACGAUCUCGCGGCUAUUCAACCAAAAUAAAAACUCCACCUGCAGCGUGAGGAUGCCACGUGAGAAUAGGAGAAAAGAAAUGCCGACUGACUCAACUCUGGAGGCUUUUACACCUUAUACGGUCUGAAUUACUGAGAAAUGCAACAUGACAAGGAAGGCCAAAAAUACAGAACGAGAUCUCGCCAGCACCGGUUGGAUUUACAAAUGGAGUCCAGGGGAGAAUGCCAGAUCUCCAGGCACCUAUUUCCAUGAAUUGGACCAGGCAGCCUGGACCAACCCUGCUAUCUUUAAAUACCACGAAGAAUUUUUGCAGAAUAAUAGAGGAAAGCUGAGAAAUGCAAGCGGCAAGGGGAGCAUGGCCAACGUGAUUCCAUGGCUCAUGUCAAUGUCCCUGAUCGGAGCCCAGAACUUCGGGAACUUGCCGGGGCCCGAAACCGUUUCCCAAGACCUACUACCUCCACUGCAAAGCCCAGGGUACUACAGUGCUCCGAAUCACGUCAACACGGACGCUGUGUACCAAGUGCCAAGCCCCGCACUCAGAAGCAUCAUCAACGUCCAGACAGAGGAGUAUAGUACUGCGCACAAAUUCAUUCCGCCAGAAAACAACGGAUACAAUGACGAGUACAGCGGACCAGCCAUGGAGCAGAUUUACUCAUGGAGGACCGUCGAUUUCGAGUUCGACAGCGAGUUGUCGAGGCAGCGUGCUAUUGAUGCUGGUCACUACGAGCUGGAAAAUGCUCUGCCCCUGGGAAUUGAGGUAUGGAAGGAUAAAAUAUUCCUGACUCUACCAAGGUGGAAGAAAGGCAUACCUGCCACCCUCGCCACCGUUCCGCGAUAUUCAAGAGAGAAAAGCCCGAAACUGCGCCCGUACCCAAACUGGGCGUGGCACGACCCAGAAAAUUGCGCCGGGUUAACGUCUGUCUUCCGGGUUCAAGUGGACCAAUGCGAUCGACUGUGGGUCUUGGAUUCGGGGCAAACGGACAUCAUGUCGGAUCCGCAGCAAGUCUGUCCCCCUGAAUUAUUCAUUUUCGAUUUAAAGACCGACAGGCUACUGAAAAAGUACACUUUGCCGAAGAAGUACGUAAAGCAAGAUUCUCUGUAUUCGAAUCUCGCGGUAGACAUCCGCGCCGGGGAGUGCGAGCACGCGUUCGCCUAUCUCGCCGACGUUUGGCGAUUCGGAAUAGUCGUCUAUGACCUCUUCAAGGACAAAUCCUUCCGAAUCGAGCACCACUUUUUCUUCCCGGACCCGCUGUCAUCGAGAUACGAACUUCACGGUCUGCACUUUCAAUGGACCGACGGGAUCUUCGGGCUCUCCCUGAGUCCAGUCGACGUGAAUAACGACCGCACUCUCUUUUUUCAUCCAAUGUCAAGCUUCCGGGAAUUCGCGGUCUCGACGUCGGUGCUCAGAGAUGAGAAAACUGCGGAAGAUAAUCCGGAAAUGUUCAUCCCGAUCGGUAAGCCGAGAGCGAAGUAUUGCGGACACUCUUCAGGAUCUGCUAUGGAUAGGAACGGCGUGAUGUUCUUCAACAUGGUGACGAGGGACUCCAUCUGGUGCUGGGACUCCAGGAAGGAAUACAUACCACAGAAUUUGGGAGUCAUCGGGCAGAGCAACGUGUCCCUAGUAUUCCCAAAUGAUAUUAAAGUGGACCACGAACCGGAUCAGAGCAUGUGGGCGUUGUCGAACAAGCUUCCAAUGUACUUGUACGGGAAACUCGACCCCCAUGACAUCAACUACAGACUGUUUCGGGCGAACGUAAAAGAAGCUAUAAAAAAUACCAUCUGCGACCCCAACUACGUUGUACCGCCUUCGGAACACAGCUACGAUGAGACUUGCUGAGGAACCGGUUUCCUUUCCUGUUCUUUUAACAGGUACCAUUAAAAGAACAGUUGAAGACAAAAAUGAGUACUACACUUUUGUGAAUGCUAUGUUAUACCGAUCAGUUCAGAUGAUGGACUAGGUUCAACCAUUGGUGUGAUGUAUUUUAAAGAAUAUUCAUUCCACCGAAAGGAAUAAAACGAUAUACAUCAUUGCCUUGCACGAUUACCGUGCCCAUAAUGUACAUACUAUGUAAUUUUUUGUAAGCCAGCCAAUUGUUUUAUACGAAAUAUAUUAUAAAUAAAGUGA
Neodiprion fabricii is the source of this 2487-nucleotide messenger RNA. RefSeq names its product protein yellow-like (gene Y-h). The record is from RefSeq and is a predicted model, not a curated record. Bases 508 to 2199 code for a protein of 563 amino acids. The transcript has 6 exons. Gene Ontology annotation, cellular component: extracellular region. Lineage: Eukaryota; Metazoa; Arthropoda; Insecta; Hymenoptera; Diprionidae.